AAAGAUCAAGAAUUGACAAGAUGUUGCAAAGAGCUGCAAGCAAUGCCUAUUCAUGGUGGGCUGCUAGCCACAUUAGGACCAAACAAUCCAAAUGGCUUGAACAAAGCCUUCAAGAUAUGCAAGGGAGAGUUGAAACUGUGAUUAAGCUGAUUGAAGAGGAUGGAGAUUCAUUUGCCAAAAGGGCUGAAAUGUACUACAAGAAAAGGCCAGAGCUGAUAAACUUUGUGGAAGAAUCCUAUCGUGCCUAUCGCGCGUUGGCUGAACGAUAUGAUCAUCUGUCGAAGGAACUACAGACUGCCAACAACACAAUUGCUACUAUCUGCCCGGAACAAAUUCAACUAGCAAUGGAAGAGGAAGACGAAUAUGGCGCCCCAACUCCAAGAAUGCCAAAGGAUUUUACACAAAUUCCACCAAAUGGAUCAUCAAACAUACCAAAGGCUCCUAUAAAAGACUUAAAAGGUCUUAUGUCAACUACCACAAAACAAAGACAAGGCAAGAAAUUGACAGAUGAUGUCGCGAAAUCUGGUUUGUCCAAAAACGAGGCUAUUGAAGAGAUUGACAAACUUCAGAAAGACAUAUUGGCCUUGCAAACUGUGAAAGAGUUCAUAAGGAGUUCCUACAAGAAUGGACUUGAAAGGUACAGAGGAAUUGAAAACCAAAUCAUGGAAAAGCAACAAAAGAUAUGUACGUUGGAGGAUGAAUUUGGCGAGGGUCGGGUUAUUGAGGAUGCUGAGGCUUGCACUUUGAUGGCUGAAGCAGCAUUGCAAUCAUGUCAAGAAACAUUAACUCAUCUCCAGGAGAAACAAGAUGUAUAUACACAAGAAGCGCAAGAUGAGUUCAACAAAAUUGAUGAUUCUUGUAAGAAACUUAAGUCCUUUAGGCAUAAGUAUCUUCCCGAGCAAAUUGAUGAACCGAAGGCUGAUAGAGUUAAAUUCCUGAACCAAGAAGUUGGUAAGGAGAUAGAGUCAUUACAAGACAAGAUUAAGGAUCAAAUGGAUGCGAACUCUAAAGGGUCUUUAACGAUGUCACAAUUGGCAGAGAAAAUCGAUGAGCUUGUGAAUAAGGUGAUCAGCCUAGAAACAGAAGUUGCAUCUCAGACACUUUUGAUUGACAGAUUAAGAAGAGAAGCUAAUGAACUCCAAAAUCAAGUUCAGUCUUUGGAGGACGAUAAGGCAGCUCAGACAGGUGAUACCUACAACCUGAAUAUCAGGGUGACCGCGAUAGAAGCAAAGUUGGAAACUAUUGAGAACAUCAAUAAAGAUGUUGUAAACCAAGACAGUAGUCUACGAACUCACUUUGUUGAAGCUCGUGCUAAUAUAGACCAUUUAUCCGGUAAAUUGAGUAGUGUCCAACCGGAUGAGGAGCUCAAUGGAACAGAUUCAUCUCCAAAUGAAGUGACUAUGAGACAAGAUCCAGUGACACAAAAAGAUCAUCCUAGUUCAGGUGCAGGUCUCAAGAACUUAAGUACCAUAACAGAAAAAGAUAAAGAAGUUCGCAAAGAGCACGAUUCCAGUCUAAGUAACAAAGGGGAAUUUAAAAAACCUGCAAAGAAGCACGUCACAUUUCUGCAGCCAAUAACAGCUGAAAAAGGCGAUGAGAAAGUCUCAGCUCAAUCUGGAACUAAAGUUUACGAGACGAAAAUAGAGGAAGUUGCAGAGAAGGAGGAUGAUCUUAAUUGGCAACAGAUGCUGUUGAGCGGUUUGGAGGAUAAAGAAAACAUUCUCUUAAAUGACUAUAAAACAAUUCUCAGGGAUUAUAAGGAAGUUACAAAGAAGCUAAGUGAUAUGGAGAAGAGAGAUAGAGAAAUCGAGUUCGACCUCACACUUCAGAUAAGAGAGUUUAAAUAUGCUAUCACAAAGAGGGAUGAAGAGAUACAUAAUCUACGUCGAAAAUUGAGUCUCAUGCAACAAGGACAUGCUUCUGAUCAAGAUAAAGAGCUGAAGGUAGAAAAUCCUUCAUCUGAUCGAAGCUUGAAACCCGAUGAGCUGCCUCAAAGGAAGGACAACGAUAUUCCUAUAGUAGAGCACGAUAAAGAAGACAUCAAGACGAUUUUGGUUGAUCAACGUGCAUCAGUACUAUCGCCAAUUGAGGGGAAAAUCCAGUUUAGCAUUAAUUCAAUUCUAGACGAAAACUUGGAUUUCUGGCUAAGGUUCAGCACAACAUUCCAUCAGGUUCAAAAGUUCAAGACCACGAUCCACGACUUGCAGCUCGAAAUAUCCAAACUUAAAGACAAGGAAAUGCAAGAUAAAUCAGAAAUCAGGCAUUUAUAUAAACACAUGGAGGAGAUUCACAGUGAACUAACAAUGUGGUUAUCACACACAUUGCUUCUAAAAGAUGAACUCGAUCGCAAGUUCUCAGCUUUAUGCAGCAUUCAGGACGAAAUCACAAAAGCUCUAAAAGUGGGAGUUGCAUUAGACGGAAUCGGAUUGAGCACUCAUGAAGCAGCAAAGUUCCAAGGUGCAGUUUUCAACAUGAAACAAGAGAACAACAAGGUAAGAGAGGAACUAGAAGCUGGUGUUCGUCGUGUAACUACACUUCAACUAGACGUUGAGAAGACUAUAACACAAUUGGAUCAAGAAUUCGGACUUAACGGAAACCAAGCACACUUGAUGCACACAGUGAGCAAAUCAAGAAUUCCCUUACACUCAUUCAUCUUUGGAACUAAAUCGAAGAAGCAAAAGCGUUCAGUUUUUUCGCGCAUUCACCUCAAUAGGAAAUACUAGGUCCUUGAGGGCUUGGGUACCUUUGUAUAGAACAUGUAUUCUUGAUCUUUG
Solanum tuberosum (potato) is the source of this 2774-nucleotide messenger RNA. RefSeq names its product kinase-interacting protein 1. Lineage: Eukaryota; Viridiplantae; Streptophyta; Magnoliopsida; Solanales; Solanaceae. The transcript is spliced from 2 exons. The record is from RefSeq and is a predicted model, not a curated record. Gene Ontology annotation, molecular function: actin binding. The coding region runs from base 21 to 2723 and encodes 900 amino acids.